UCCGCACGCGAGUGCUGCAGCUCUGUCUCGACUCCAACAACACAUAACCGCCGACAACAUGGCUCCUCCUGUCGGCCGGAUGCACAUAUCGCAGCCAUCGAAUCCCUUCGUCAACCUCAACCAGCAGCAUCAACACUAUCAAUCGCAGUCGCAGUCGGCACAUAUCCCCAAUUACCAGUCCUUCGGCAACAGCGCACUGAACGGCGGCAUCUCGCCCUUUAAUCCCAGCUCACCAUAUGGCACGCUCGGCGCAUCAGCAUUCAGUGCUUCGGCUGGGACAGCGACUUUCAAUGGCGGCAUUCUGGGUGGGCCAGGGCAAGGCCUAGGAUCAGCUGCUGCACAAGCAGGCUUCGCUCGAGGCGCUGCCAUGCAAGAAGGGAAUCAGGUGGAAGGAAUGGGGCUACCAAAAACCGGUCAGGCGGCGCGAAUCCGCGAGGUCUGGAGACACAACCUGGACACGGAGAUGCACAUGCUUCGACAGCUGAUCCAGAGGUACCCGUACGUCGCUAUGGACGCCGAAUUUCCAGGUAUCGUAGCGAGGCCGAUAGGGAACUUUGCAGGUAGCAAGGCCGAAUAUCAUUACCAGACGCUCAGGUGUAACGUGGACAUCCUGAAGCCUAUACAGAUUGGCAUCACGCUAUAUACCGAAGAUGGGCAAUUACCGCCCCAACAGGACUCGAGCUUGUCCCAGCAGACGGGCAAGUUUCAAGGCUACAAUCACCCGCUCGCGAACCAGAACAUCCCUUGCACAUGGGUCUUCAACUUCGCUUUCAACCUGGAGGAAGACAUGUACGCUGAAUCAUCCAUCUCGCUGUUACAGCAAGCAGGUGUCAACUUCGCACUACAUGCCUCGCAAGGAAUCAACCACGAAGCUUUUGGUGCACUCUUGACAACCUCUGGUUUAUGCUUCAACGAAGAUGUUCACUGGCUCAGUUUUCACUCCGGAUACGACUUUGGCUAUCUCAUCAAGCUACUGUCAAACGACGCUCUUCCUGUCGACCAGACCGAAUUCUUCGAUCUCGUGAAGACCUUCUUUCCAAAACUUUGGGACAUCAAGUUCCUAUUGCGACAUGCGCAAAGGAAGCGCGCCAGUGGGCUGCUGUCGGAGUCAGGGCAACAGAUCGUUGACCGUUUGGGUAGCAAGUCUGGGCUCAACGAUCUCGCCGAUGAGCUCGCAUGCCAAAGAGUCGGCGUUGCUCAUACUGCAGGAAGCGACGCCUGGCUGACUGGAUCAGUCUUCUGGGCUUUACGCUCCAAAGUCUUUGGCGGCGAGUUGGAAGACGAUUUGUCGGAUCAGAUCUAUGGUUUGCACGGCGUCCCUGCCCCUGCAUCACAACAAAUCCGCGAAGAUUUUCUUGCCGCGCACAACACGCCUGGGCAGACGAAUGGUACAGGAGGUGGCCUCUCUGGUCUUGGCGGCAACGCGCCCAACUUCACACCUUCCGGCAAUCCAAGCACGCCGACCACAGGACACGCGGCAAUUAAUGCACAGACUCCCGGCCAGCAGCCGAACCCAUAUGCAUACCAGGGUUACAAUCAGCGCUAGUACAUGAUUAAUGAGACACCUGGUGUGAUUUCGCCUCUCUUGUACCGUUCCCACAGGCUCUCUGAGGAGGAACAGAACCUGGUGAUGAGACGUAGAAAUCGGGCAGGUACACGCUCGGACGACGUGCCGCGCAACUGGCCGAUGCGAGGAUGAUGAUCAUGGGUUUGAUUCAUAAGCGUGGCGUUGGAGGUGUACUUCUGGUUGAUUGGUUUUAUUUCUGUAGCAUUGGCUAUAGGGCCGGAAAACAAAACUCGAACUGAUGAUAAAAUUACUUGACAAGCCGAAGGCAAUUGU
Molecule: messenger RNA, 1840 nt
Organism: Cercospora beticola
Lineage: Eukaryota; Fungi; Ascomycota; Dothideomycetes; Mycosphaerellales; Mycosphaerellaceae
Gene: POP2
Product: CCR4-NOT core DEDD family RNase subunit POP2
Cellular component (GO): P-body; CCR4-NOT complex; CCR4-NOT core complex
Molecular function (GO): nucleic acid binding; poly(A)-specific ribonuclease activity
Source: RefSeq, a predicted model, not a curated record